AUGCCGUGGGGCAGCCGCCUCGGCCAUGGCUCUCCACGACCUAAACUAUCGGGACCUGGUGUUAAAUCGUCCAUAUGUUCCUCAAAGCACUUUAGAGACUGACUUUCCCACUCCGCUGUACAGUGAUGAGUACCUGAGACUGCGGGGGCCACUAAAUGCCCCCAUCAUAAAGGAGGCAGUUCGAUGGAAGUUCACCCCCAUGGGGUGGGACGCCAUGCCCCAGAUCUGGUACACGGGGCUGACCAACAGCCACAAUCGCGACACCUGGUACACCCUCACCAAUGGCAUUGGCCGGGAGGCGUACCAUCGCUGGCAGAAGUCCCAUGCCGAACGGGAGAGGACUCUACCACCUGCUUAUGCCCAGCAUCUGCGAGAGAGCAGCUGGUACGAUCCCAUCAUUCCUGCCCAGUACCUGGAACCCAGCACACGGUGGGGAGCAUUUCGUUGGAAAGACACACCUGUCCUGGGCAAAGAAUACGUUGUCAACCGCAACCGCUGUGCCAAGGACCUCCCGGGGAAACCAGGGUAUGUCCCUCACCUGUCUACGAAUACACCUGACUUCACGAGAAAAGACUUCCGCACCUGGAGAAGGUUCAGCCGACAGCCCUCGACCAAGCAGUAAAAAGUUUUUCUCACCGCUCGCAUGAUGUGGAUCCCUCUUUGUGUGCCAGCGGUGGGAAGAGCUGGCCCUGUGGCUUGGACAUUGCCGUGUCCUAGCUUGCUUUGUAUUCCAGCAGAGAUGCUGGGAUUUCUCCAAGUGCUGCUUUACUCAGUACAAGACUUACGGGUGGAAGUCGGUGUCGCCCAGUGGGAAACCAAGGGCUCAAACCAAUUCCUGGGGGAACAAGUCUUCAACGCUCUGGGGGAGUCUGAUGGCUGAGGGAAAUUUUACACCUGUACCAUGUCAAGCCAGCACAUCUCAGCAUAAGAUCACGCACAAACUAGAAUAAGAACGCAGAAGUUCAACUUCCACUGUAUUAUUAUUAUUUAUUGUGUUACAUUUAAAUCCUGCCUUUUGA
Messenger RNA from Varanus komodoensis (Komodo dragon), 1019 nucleotides. RefSeq names its product chromosome unknown C19orf71 homolog (gene TEKTIP1). The coding region runs from base 26 to 622 and encodes 198 amino acids. The transcript is spliced from 4 exons. Lineage: Eukaryota; Metazoa; Chordata; Lepidosauria; Squamata; Varanidae. The record is from RefSeq and is a predicted model, not a curated record.